Molecule: messenger RNA, 1503 nt
Organism: Mercenaria mercenaria
Lineage: Eukaryota; Metazoa; Mollusca; Bivalvia; Venerida; Veneridae
Product: mucin-2-like
Exons: 3
Coding region: 1-1503 (500 amino acids)
Source: RefSeq, a predicted model, not a curated record
AUGUCUGAGAGAGGGUCGUUCAAGAAGUACACUCGAAGCCAUAUUGAAGUGUUUUCGGAAGCGAUGACACUUAGUAUGAUUUCGGGAAUUUACACAUGUUUAAUGCUUCAAAUAGCUGCUAAAGUCCUCUUCAAGAAGAUAUGCCAUGAACCAUGUCUGCAAGAUCCAACAGCCGAACAAGCCGUUAGAAAGCAAGAGUAUCAACUACAACGCCAGAAGCCACAACCACGACUACGUCAACUACAACCACGACUGCUCCAACUACAACCACGCUUACAGCAACAACGACAACACCAACUACUACUACUACAACGCCAACUACAACCACAACAACACCAACAACAACCACGACCACGCCAUCUACAACCACGACAACACCAACAACAACCACGGCCACGCCAACUACAACUACGACCGUGCCAACAACAACCACGACCACGCCAUCUACAACCACCACAACACCAACAGCAACCACGACCACGCCAACUACAACUACGACAACACCAACAACAACCACGACCGCGCCAACAACAACCACGACCACGCCAACUACAACCACCACAACACCAACAACAACCACGACCCACGCCAACAACAACUACGACAACACCAACAACAACCACGACCGCGCCAACAACAACCACGACCACGCCAAUUACAACCACCACAACACCAACAGCAACCACGACCACGCCAAUUACAACCACGACCACGCCAACUACAACUACGACAACACCAACAACAACACGACCGCGCCAAAACAACAACCACGACCACCCCAACUACAACCACCACAACACCAACAAACAACCACGACCACGCCAAACAACAACUACGCCCAACACCAACAACAACCACGACCGCGCCAACAACAACCACGACCACGCCAAUUACAACCACCAAACACCAACAACAACCACGACCACGCCAACUACAACUACGACAACACCAACAACAACCACGACCGCGCCAACAACAACCACGACCACGCCAACUACAACCACGACCACGCCAACUACAACCACCACAACACCAACAACAACCACGACCACGCCAACUACAACUACGACAACACCAACAACAACCACGACCGCGCCAACAACAACCACGACCACGCCAACUACAACCACCACAACACCAACAACAACCACGACCACGCCAACUACAACUACGGCAACACCAACAACAACCACGACCGCGCCAACAACAACCACGACCACGCCAACUACAACCACGACCACACCAACUACAACCACCACAACACCAACAACAACCACGACCACGCCAACUACAACUACGACAACACCAACAACAACCACGACCGCGCCAACAACAACCACGACCACGCCAACCACAACCACCACAACACCAACAACAACCACGACCACGCCAACUACAACUACGACAACACCAACUACAACCACCACAACACCAACAACAACCACGACCACGCCAACUACAACUACCACAACACCAACAACAACCACGACCAUGAAAAACUAA